Magnolia sinica is the source of this 1473-nucleotide messenger RNA. RefSeq lists its product as uncharacterized. The transcript has 3 exons. Lineage: Eukaryota; Viridiplantae; Streptophyta; Magnoliopsida; Magnoliales; Magnoliaceae. The record is from RefSeq and is a predicted model, not a curated record. Bases 252 to 1049 code for a protein of 265 amino acids.
AUUGGUUCCCUAUCUCCAAGAUUUGGGUUGCCUCUAUGCCUAUGAAGAUGAGGGGCCUUCAUAUGAACUUUGUUCCUUGACAAGAUACUGACCAUGGAUCAUUUGAAGAACAAAGGUUUUCUUAUGCCCACCAGAGGUCCUCCUCUAUGAUGCACCCAAGAAGAAACGGGGAAUCAUUGCUGCUUCUCAUCUAAAGUAUAGGCUGGAAUCUUUGCUAAAUUCAGGAUAAAUUGGGUUCAUUCCAAUUUGUUAUGGAUGUUGUUGAUGGAUGGGUAUCUUCAGCUUGGAGCUCUAUGGGCCGCAGUCUUUGGAGUUGGUUGCCUGGCUUUUGUGGUUUGUUUGUUUUGAGAGAAAUCAAAGGAUUUUCAAUGUUCUGGAUAAAGCCUCUCAAGAGCCUGAGACAUCCAGGCCCUCACAGGAGCCCCCUAUUUCCACUAUCUAGUAAUCGACAACUUUCUCUGAAAUGCUUCGUAAAUAUUCCCAACGAGAAACCGUUUGGUGAACUGGGUAAGGUCAAGACUCAUGCGGACUGUUUUGCGGGAAGACUGUGGGAGACCUUUCCUGAACCAGUGAAAGAGUUCCCGUGGAAGAGGGCGGAGGAAAUGGUGCUGCAGUCCCUGUUUGUUCUUGGCCGGAGGGCAUUGAAAUGGGCCCUGAUCACUCUCUUUGUUGCUAGUUCAUUAUCAGAUGUUAUAUUUGCCAUUUCAAGGAAUCAAGAGCUGUCGAUUCCCGUGGGGCUCUUUCUAGGCUGCACGAUGGCUGAUUUCUUGAAGCAAACUUCACAGGAGUUGUUUCCAAUCACAAAGGAACAUAGUUUGUUUUGGCACCUCAUCGGCACUGGUUCGUUUUUUGUGGUUGUUAAAUUCAUCUCUCUGUAUUUGGCGAUACGAGGACGGGUUUUUCUUUCUCACGUCGGCAAUGGUGGAUUGAUGCAAACCUUGUGGUUGGGAAUGAAGCUGCAGGAGGAAGCAAAAGAUGAUGAGAGUGAAAAGCAAACACCGUCUCCUCCCCCAGACCAACUUGGACAGACGACUGGUGCAGACUCCUGAGAUGUGCAGUUUUACAGCUGUGCUCGAGAUAGGAGAGAUUGUUAGUCAUGGAGCUUCAUCUUGUUUAUAUUUUGCUCUCUGUGGUCAAAGCGGAUAACCCUACCCCCUGUGCAGGCGGAAACUGCCAGCAAUUCUAUCAGGUGUAUGUCAUGAUACACAGCUAGAUGGUUGUCAUUUGUUCUUAGGAAAUGUAUGAAAGAGGCCACCUUCCACCAUCCGAAUGGAAGGGGAGAUGGUGUGGAUGCAGAAUGCCCACCUGGCGGCCCCUACCAUGAAUGGCCCAUGGUUGCAAAACACAUGAUCACCCGGUUAUAAUCGCUGUACUUUACCCUGCAGAAUGUCAACUUUCAAAAGUAAUUUAUUUUCUUCAUUUUCAUUGUUGACGUAACAACUUAGGAAACUAUUUAAGGGAAUAUGCUCUUAU